UGCCUACCCAUCACCCAAUCACCAGGUUCCGUCGUCUGCUCACUUUCGUCCAUCUCGAAUCACUCGACAAGCAUGGCGACUACUUCAAUGGAUUACGAGGCCGCCAACGGCGACCGUUACGAUGACGAGGCUCCUCGUUAUGAGCGUGACAACAGAAGCGCCUCCCCCCGUCCUGCGCGCGACGACACUGGCAGCCGUCGCCGAUCCAUGUCUCCGCCCGGCCUUCCUGACGUCAACAUCAAAGAUGCACCCGCUCCCAAGGAGGAUGACGAUGGUGCCAUUAACCCCGGCUCCAACCUCUUUGUCACCGGAAUCCACCCUCGCCUGUCCGAGGCAGAGGUCUCCAAGAUGUUUGAGAAGUAUGGUGAGGUUGAGAAAUGCCAAAUCAUGCGGGACCCUCACACCAAGGAAUCCCGUGGAUUCGGAUUCGUCAAGAUGGUCACCUCUGAACAGGCCGAGGCUGCCAAGGAAGGUCUCCAGGGCGAAGUGAUUGAAGGCCGUACCAUGAGCAUUGAGAAGGCCCGUCGUGCUCGCCCUCGCACUCCCACACCUGGCAAGUACUUCGGCCCUCCCAAGAGAGACCCUCGCUCUCGCUUUGAUGAGCGCCGACGCGGCGGCUACGGCGGCGGUGGUUAUUCUCGUGAUGACUACUACCGAUACCGUGGCAAUGAAAGAGGUUAUGACCGCAACUAUGAACGCGGAUACGAACGACGUGGAUAUGAAGAACGUAGCGGUGGCGGUGGCAGUGGCAGUGGCGGCUACGAUCGCAACUACCGAGAUGAUCGACGAUACGAGGAGCGUGGCUACGGAGGAAGAGACUCCGAGCGCAACUACGACCGCAACUACGAGCGCCGUGAGCGCGGCGGCGACGACAACUACGGUCGCGAGCGCUACCGUGAGGACCGUGGAGAGCGCGGCGAGCGCGGUGACCGCUACGGCGCUCGUGGCGGCAACAGCAGCGGCGGAUACGACCGCGAUCGAUAUGAGCGCACCGCUGACCGAGACGCUGGCCGAUCCCGAGAGCCUGCCGCCAGCAGUGGCCCAGCAUACGGCGAGCCUGCCUCACGACCUGAGGCACGUGAGUCAUACGGAGGUCCCGAGUCGACUAUGCACUGAUGAUGCCGUCGAUUCCGACUGCUCUUUAUCGAUCUUUGACGAACAAGACAUCAUUGUCAUUAAUGGACUGCCUGUUGCUGCUUUUUUCUUUUUCCUAUUUUCUAGUUGUUCUUGUUUUAUUUGUCUUGUCCACAGUUUGUCAAUCGACCUCCGUGGACAGCUGUGGACUCUUCGUCAGGAUCUCAAUUAGGAGUUUCGUGCGAUAUGCGACUGCUAAGGGAGGGAAAACAAAAUCGGGUUUUCGGCCGUCGCCGCUGAUAUUUACAUUUUUCUUGCUGGUCGGUCUUGCGGCUACAGAGUUGCGCAUUGGCCGUUUAUGGGCAGCUUCCGGAUCUUGCAAAAUCAAACACUUCCAUCACUCGUCACGUUGCGCUACAACAUCUUGAUACCGUUAACAACCUUUUCACAACAGCCCAACAAAUAUCAACCCCAGGCGCCCU
Messenger RNA from Trichoderma virens Gv29-8, 1556 nucleotides. RefSeq lists its product as uncharacterized. Lineage: Eukaryota; Fungi; Ascomycota; Sordariomycetes; Hypocreales; Hypocreaceae. Bases 73 to 1116 code for a protein of 347 amino acids. Gene Ontology annotation, cellular component: spliceosomal complex. Gene Ontology annotation, biological process: positive regulation of mRNA splicing, via spliceosome. Gene Ontology annotation, molecular function: RNA binding. The transcript has 5 exons. The record is from RefSeq and is a predicted model, not a curated record.